GAGCACGAGAAAACCCCUUCCAUGGCCUCUGCGGCGAUAUUCUCAUCGUUACGACGGAGGAGAUCGCCGUCUUUGGAAGCAUUUUUAGCCCCCGUUGACCUUUCCGGCGUCGCACUUGUUCAAACCCUAGCUUCAAUCUCAACGGAGGUUGUUUCUUGUUUCACCUCUGUACGAUUCUCGUUUCAACGCAAGAACGCUCGUUCUUUGAUUCGUAAGAUCGAGAUCUUUGUCGUAUUGUUCGAAUUUCUCGUGGAUUCAAAUUGGGGUUCAUCAAGAAGUAGAAGAAGAAGCUCUGUUUCUGAAUCAACAGCUUUGCUUUGUCUUAAGGAGCUUUAUCUUCUUCUCUAUCGCUCCAAGAUCCUUGUUGAUUACUGCGCUCAAUCUAGUAAGUUAUGGCUCUUGUUACAAAACCCUUCGAUUUCUGGGUAUUUCCAUGAUUUGAAUCAAGAAAUUUCGACUCUUUUGGAUGUUUUACCUGUCAAUGAUCUUGGUUUAAGCGAUGACAUUAGAGAGCAAGUCGAGUUAUUGCAGAGACAAUCAAGAAAAUCAAGAUUGUAUAUUGAUAAGAACGAUGAAUCGUUACGUGAAUCAUUCUAUUCGUUUCUUGAUGGGUUUGAGAACGGUGAGAUUCCGAAUUCGGUUGAUCUGAGAUUGUUCUUUGUUGAGAGAUUGGGGAUAAGGGAUUCGAAGAGUUGUCGAACCGAAAUCGAGUUUUUGGAAGAACAGAUUGUGAAUCAUGAUGGGGAUUUGGAGCCUACGGGAUCGGUUAUUAAUGGUUUUGUGGCGAUUACGAGGUAUUGUAGGUUUUUGUUGUUUGGAUUUGAAGAAGAUGGAUUGGAGUGGAGGAUUGAGAAUCCGAAGAAACCUCGAAAAGGGUUCGUUGCACAGGAGAUUGGGGACACGUUUAUAACUGUUCCAAAGGAUUUUGUUUGUCCAAUCUCUCUUGAUUUGAUGACAGAUCCUGUGAUUAUUUCCACUGGGCAAACUUAUGAUCGGAGCUCUAUAGCUAGGUGGAUUGAAGAAGGUCAUUGUACUUGUCCGAAAACCGGGCAAAUGCUUAUGGAUUCGAGGAUUGUUCCUAAUCGAGCUUUGAAGAAUUUGAUUGUGCAGUGGUGUACAGCGAGUGGUAUAUCUUAUGAGUCGGAGUUUACGGAUUCUUCGAAUGAGUCUUUUGCUUCGGCUCUUCCGACGAAAGCUGCCGUUGAAGCGAACAAAGCCACAGUAUCAAUCCUUAUUAAGUAUCUAGCAGAUGGUUCUGAAGCUGCUCAGACUGUUGCUGCACGGGAGAUUCGUCUUUUAGCGAAAACCGGGAAAGAAAACAGAGCAUACAUUGCUGAAGCAGGCGCGAUACCGCACUUGUGCCGCCUUCUCAAAUCCGAAAACGCUAUUGCGCAAGAGAAUUCAGUGACCGCGAUGUUGAAUCUUUCGAUAUAUGAGAAGAACAAGAGUCGGAUUAUGGAAGAAGGUGAUUGUUUGGAGUCUAUAGUAAGUGUUCUUGUUUCUGGUCUCACAGUGGAAGCGCAAGAAAACGCAGCAGCUACAUUGUUUAGUCUCUCUGCUGUACACGAGUACAAGAAACGGAUAGCAGUUGUUGAUCAAUGCGUGGAGGCAUUAGCGUUGCUGCUUCAAAACGGGACACCAAGAGGGAAGAAAGAUGCGGUUACAGCGUUAUAUAACUUAUCGACACAUCCAGAUAACUGCAGUAGGAUGAUUGAAGGAGGAGGAGUGUCGAGUCUUGUUGGAGCUCUCAAGAACGAAGGUGUAGCAGAGGAAGCUGCAGGAGCUUUGGCUUUGUUAGUUAGACAAUCACUUGGUGCUGAGGCUAUAGGGAAAGAGGACUCUGCUGUGGCAGGACUCAUGGGAAUGAUGAGAUGCGGAACGCCAAGAGGGAAAGAGAACGCGGUUGCUGCAUUGCUCGAACUCUGUAGGAGCGGUGGAGCCGCUGUGGCGGAGAAAGUGUUGAGAGCACCUGCGAUUGCGGGAUUGCUUCAAACGCUUUUGUUUACGGGAACAAAGCGGGCUAGACGGAAAGCAGCUUCGCUUGCUCGGGUUUUCCAGAGACGGGAAAAUGCAGCGAUGAGGUCUGGUGUUUACGGGUUUGUAGGGAAUUCAAAUGGCAAUAGAGACGGCAGUUUUACAACGGAUGUCUCAGUUCCGAUAUCAAUCUCAAUCUCCGUACCUGUGUUGUGAUCUAUGUUUAGUCUAAAAAAACUCUAAAGAGGUACUUUUUUGUUGUUGGUGGUGUUUGUUUCAUUGUUUGUCUAUAUUAUAUACAUUUAUUGGUUGGGAGGUAUAAUACAAGUAAUAUUUUAGA
This is a messenger RNA of Arabidopsis arenosa, 2314 nucleotides long. Lineage: Eukaryota; Viridiplantae; Streptophyta; Magnoliopsida; Brassicales; Brassicaceae. The record is from the annotation of a GenBank genome assembly.